UGUGACGUCACAAGGCUGCGUCGCGCUCCAGCUUCUGUUGUGAUUCAGCUGAAGAAAAGGAUAAAAGUGUCCUUCUGUGAAGCGACUGUGCCACCGUUAUAAAGAUGGCGUUUAUUAAAGAGGAGAUUGAAGAUGUGAAGAUUGAAGAAACAUUCAGAGUCAAACAAGAAGAGACUGAGACACAAACAGACCCGAUGCCACUGAAAGAAGAGAGUCAAGAACUGAGUGAAAUGGAAGAAGAAUAUCAUGAUUUCAUAAAUGGGAAAAAAUCUGCAAAGACUGACAAGACGUCCUCAGGAAAAAGAUCCAAGAGGAAAUCGUACAGGUUUUGCACCUGCCAUCAGUGUGGAAAGAGUUUCAAUCAAAAACCAAACCUUAAAAUCCACAUGAGAACUCACACAGGAGAGAAACCUUAUACCUGUCAACGAUGUGGAAAGAGUUUCAGUCAAAAAGCCAACCUUAAAAGCCACAUGAGAAUUCACACUGGAGAGAAGCGUUUCACCUGCCAACAGUGUGGAAACAGUUUCAUUCAAAAAGGGAACCUUAAAAAACACAUGGGUAUCCACACCGGAGAGAAGCCAUUCACAUGUGAUCAGUGUGGAAAGUGUUUCACACAUAAAGACAUGCUUAAUUCCCACAUGAGGGUUCACUCAAAAGAGGACUGUUUUUUAUGUCAGCAGUGUGGAAGAAGUUUCGCUCAUAAAGUAAGCUUCAAGACUCACAUGAGAGUUCACACCGGAGAGGAGCCUUACGCAUGCUCUCAGUGUGGAAAGAGCUUCAGAUAUAAACCAUCUCUUGAUUCCCACGUGAGAAUUCACACCGGAGAAAACCCUCACACCUGCACACUGUGUGGGAAGAGCUUCUCACGAAACACAUCUCUUAAGACUCACAUGGACAUUCACACUGGAGAGAAGCCAUUCACAUGUGAUCAGUGUGGAAAGAGUUUCAGACGUAAAGUAACCCUUAAUGAACACGUGAAGAUUCACUGUAGGAGAUAACCGUUUUAGAUGUAACGAAGUAAUAUUAGAAGAUAAUAUCCCGCAUAACAGAGCAAAUUGCAGAGGUUAUGAGGAACAAAGGUCAACACUGUAAAUAUCGUCUCGUAUUGUUUUUGCCCAUAAAAGCUUUUAAAACCUG
Messenger RNA from Carassius auratus (goldfish), 1137 nucleotides. RefSeq names its product gastrula zinc finger protein XlCGF8.2DB-like. The record is from RefSeq and is a predicted model, not a curated record. Gene Ontology annotation, molecular function: RNA polymerase II transcription regulatory region sequence-specific DNA binding; DNA-binding transcription factor activity, RNA polymerase II-specific. NCBI's taxonomy places the organism in Eukaryota, Metazoa, Chordata, Actinopteri, Cypriniformes, Cyprinidae. Gene Ontology annotation, cellular component: nucleus. Gene Ontology annotation, biological process: embryo development; regulation of transcription by RNA polymerase II. The transcript has 3 exons. The coding region runs from base 105 to 998 and encodes 297 amino acids.